UCGUUACCCCGCCGAUCCAAAUUUCAUACACAGAUUAUAGAUAGCCUCUCCACAAAUACAAAAAACACCACCGCCUUCUGCGCCGCCCAUCUCCGCCUGCCGCCGCCACCACAACAUUUACAGUAAGCUCUAUUUCUCCUCAACUGCUAUCUCAUUUCGCUUGCCGCCGAUAUUCAUCGGCGUAGGCUCGAAAUAGCUGCAAGUAAAAAAGCAAACGGAAAUUGGAAUAGUGUAUUUGAAUUUAUCUAUCGUUAACGCUACCUUAUCAUGUAAUGGAUGAUAUCUCUUCCUACCGUCAGAGAUAUAGGGCUUAAAUCCUCAUUGAUGCCAUGAUUGCUUAUAUAAUACUCCGUAACUGAUAGUUUUGCAAGGAUGCAGAGCAAAAAUGCUUUUGCGUUGUUAGCUGUAAAAUGGCAUACAGUUUGAUCAUAUAAAUUAUACCUUGUGAGCUGUGAACGAUACCUUAUUAGCACUGGAGGACAUUGCCUCCUUACUGUUAGAGGAUAAUAGAGCUUAAAUCCUUGUUGAUGCCAUGGUUGAUUGUAUGAUACUGAUAGCUGUGUAAGGAUACUGAGCAAAAAUGCUUUCUGUGUUGUUAGCUGUAAAAUGGCAUACAAUUUGAUCAUAUAAGUUAUACAUUGUGAGCUGUGAAUGCCACCUUAUUAGGACUGGAGGUCAUUGCCUCCCCACUGUUAGAGGAUAAUAGAGCUUAAAUCCUUGUUGAUGCCAUGGUUGAUUGUAUGAUACUGAUAGCUGUGAAAGGAUACUGAGCAAAAAUGCUUUUGUCUUGUUAGCAGUGGAAUGGCAUACUAUUUAGCAACAAAAAUUGACAGACUGUCCAAUUGGAAUUGGAUAAAACUCUUCCCAAGUUAAUUUGUGAAUCCUAACUUGUAACACAUUUUAAGUCCCUUUUAUUUUCUUUUGGUGUUUUGUGGUUGUACGCUUAUUCUUGUAAUGCUAGUAUAUAAGAACCAAUGUCCAAAGCCAAUGAGUUGGUUUUCUGAGAUUUAUGUUGGGGGACACCAAUUUCCUCGUAAAUUUAUACUAAGGGCCUAGAACUGGGCUUAUUGGAAUUCCUGUGGUUCAAUUAGAGUUGGAGGACUGCAGACUUUACCCUAUAUCAGAUUAAAAGGUAGAGGACAUAAGAUUAUGGAAAAGCUGAACAAUGAAAAAGUUGAAGAAACCUCUCAAGUUAAAGAGGUUACAUCCACAUAUGAAUAUGCUAUGGAAAAACUCUCAUCUCUAAUAACUCGGAAAAAGCGGGAUGGUAAAUCAACAAUAAGUGAAAUAGAGAAACGGGAAAGGAUGUUGAGUUAUAUUGAGAUUUUGGGCCUGGAAAAACAGAUAGCUGGUCUUAAAAUUAUACAUGUUGCUGGAACCAAAGGAAAGGGUUCAACAUGUGCAUUCUGUGAAGCAAUUUUGCGGGAGUGUGGCUUCAGAACUGGCCUUUUUACUUCUCCUCACUUAAUUGAUGUGAGAGAAAGAUUUCGUUUAGAUGGGUUGGACAUAUCUGAGGAAAAGUUUCUGCAGUAUUUUUGGGAGAUUUGGAACCAGCUGAAAGAUAACAUUGUGGAAGGCUUACCUAUGCCUCCUCUAUUCCAGUUCUUAACUCUAUUGGCUUUCAAAAUUUUUGCAUCUGAGAAGGUUGAUGUUGCUAUCAUUGAAGUUGGUAUUGGGGGAACAUUUGACUCAACAAAUGUGAUCAAAGAACCUGUUGUUUGUGGCAUUACUUCUCUAGGGAUGGAUCACAUGGAAAUAUUGGGAGAUACAGUAGGCAAGAUUGCUUCUCACAAAGCUGGCAUUCUAAAGCUUGGAGUUCCUGCUUUCACAGUGCCUCAACCUUCUGAAGCAAUGGAAGUUCUUUAUGACAGGGCACAGAAAUUGAUGGUCCCAUUGAAAGUAGUCACUCCACUUGACAGUAAGGUGUUAAAAGAUGUAAAGCUAAUCUUGUCCGGUGAUCACCAGCUCACAAAUGCUGCCCUUGCCGUCUCACUUUGUAAAAGCUGGCUUAAAACUACAGGACCACGACAGCUUGAAAAUGCUGACUGGGACGAGACUUUGCCACACAAAUUUCUUAUCGGGCUUUCAAGUGCACAUCUUUCUGGUAGAGCUCAGAUCGUUCAAGAUGACACUAUAAAAAAUUCAUCAGGAGUAAAUGGAAGUUAUCCUGGAGGUUUGACCUUCUACUUGGAUGGAGCUCACAGUCCUGAGAGCAUGGAAGCCUGUGCCAGAUGGUUUUCUGCUGUGGUGGGAGAAAAUAAAAAUUUAUCUCAUUUGUCAUCUUGCUCAAAAGAUCUAACUCCAAAAAAAAUCUGGGUUAAUGGUUGUAUCCAGGAUAGUGACAAGCAGGAACCCUACAAAAUGUCAAAGCAGAUUCUUCUAUUUAAUUGCAUGGAUGUAAGAGAUCCACAAAUUCUUCUGUCACGGUUGGUUAAUACCUGUACUUCAUCAGGUACUCACUUCUCAAAAGCUAUUUUUGUGCCAAGUAUGUCUGCAUAUAACAAGGUUACUUCUGGUACCUCAACUGUUCCUUUAAACAUUCCUCAAAAGGACUUGUCAUGGCAAUUCAAUCUUCAGAGAGUGUGGGAAAGAAUUUGCUGUGGCAAAGAUGUUCAUGUUCUAGACCAGAACCUGAACACAAAUACAUCAGGAAAUGUACCACCCUGCAAGUUUCUUUACAAGGAUGCUUCCUCUUGCAGUCAGGGAGAUGAGUAUUUUGGCAGUUCUGUGUUUCCUUCAUUACCGUUGACAAUAAAUUGGUUGAGGAAUUGCGCUAAGGAAAACCCUUCCUCUAGGAUUCAGGUUCUUGUCACAGGCUCAUUGCAUCUGGUUGGAGACGUGUUGAGGUUAUUAAAGAGAUGAAUAAAAGAAUUCUUUACACACAAAGGAUAGAAUAACAGUUGAUCUGAAAGGUAAAUAUGCAUUUUUACCGUGAUAAACUUCUCCUCCCCAUUAAUUUUGUGUUUUUACAGUUAAUUCACCCAACCAAAGCUAUUACUCAUAGUACAUUUAUUGUAUUUCUUAUUACUGUUGGUUUGUUGACUGCAACCUGUAUUUGCACUAUAUAUGCACAUUUCUAAUUAAUUGAGUUUGUCACUUAAAUGA
Molecule: messenger RNA, 3105 nt
Organism: Ipomoea triloba (trilobed morning glory)
Lineage: Eukaryota; Viridiplantae; Streptophyta; Magnoliopsida; Solanales; Convolvulaceae
Product: folylpolyglutamate synthase
Exons: 16
Coding region: 1150-2862 (570 amino acids)
Biological process (GO): tetrahydrofolylpolyglutamate biosynthetic process
Cellular component (GO): cytoplasm; mitochondrion; cytosol
Molecular function (GO): ATP binding; tetrahydrofolylpolyglutamate synthase activity
Source: RefSeq, a predicted model, not a curated record